CCAAGAAAUACUCCUAUUAUGUGAUUUACCCUCAUGGCCUCGUUUUCUACAAGACCAUGGGAAAUCAAACGUUAAUCGAACAAUCAACACAAACGGCAAGCCGGUGAAUAUUAUCCGGCACCGGAGACCGACGAAAUAUGGAGAUGGUAGCAGCAACAGAAGUUAAUGGUGUCGGAGAAGACAUAACCCCACCACUCCGUCCUCUCGCUUACGCCCUCCAUCACUCUUUCCUCUUCUCCCACUGUUCCUCUUGCUUCUCCCCUCUUCCCCCCAAUCCUUUUACUUCUCUCUACUGCUCUCUUUCCUGUUCUUCUUCCCAUUCUCUUCUCCACUUCUCCUCCGCCUCCCACCACCUCCAUCUCCUCCUCUCCAACAACCCCCCUGCCAUCCCUUUUCAUGGAGAAACCUCCGACCUCCGUCUGGCCCUCCUCUUGCUUCUUCAAAUCAAACACCACCAACCCUUGCAACAAUACGAUAGGAUUUGUGGGUUGAUGAGCAAUCGUCACAAACUUCUUAUGUCUACCGAUGACGAUGAGUUUUCCACAAGAAUAAAGACCGGGGCGAGGGUAAUGGCGGCGGCGAUAAUGAUGAGAGACGGCGCCGCAUUUGACUUCGAAUUGUCUGAGGAAUGUUUACUGGAGGAGGCGGUGUUGUGCGUGGUGGUAACCAACGCCGUGGAGGUGCAAGAUAGUGUUGGACGUUCGGUGGGGGUUGCGAUCUAUGAUAUUUCUUUCUCGUGGAUCAACCAUAGUUGUUCUCCAAAUGCCUGCUACCGGUUCUUGCCGCCGGAGAGCCACGGUGGUGGGAGACGGUUUCUGAUCAGUCCAGCAUCCUCUGAUGGUUCCGAACCAAUUGAUCUUUCUGCAAAUUCCGAGCUCUUAAGAGGAUCGGCUGAAAGUUGUGGUGGUCCGAGACUAGUUGUUAGGAGCAUGAAGCCGAUAAAGAAAGGGGAGCAGGUAACGAUUGCAUACACAGACUUGCUACAGCCAAAGGAGUUGAGGCAAUUGGACUUGUGGUCCAAAUAUCGGUUCACAUGUUGCUGUUGUCGCUGUGUUGCAGUGCCUUUAGCCUCUGUUGAUCAGUGUCUACAAGAAAUUUCUGCCUCCAAUGGGAGGUUGUUGUCUCAUGAUGUGGGAGUAGAAAGUUUUACAGAGUACAUAGAUGAUGCUAUCGAUGAUUAUAUAUCUUCCAACAAUGCCGAAUCCUGCUGCAAGAAGCUGGAGAAUGCUCUUUUGAAUGGAUUCCAAUAUGAACGACUCAUAAUAAGGUUACAUCCCCAACACCAUCUUUCUUUAAAUUGCUACACGACUCUGGCUUCUGCAUAUAAGGUCCGUGCCAUGGAUGAAAAUCGGUUAUAUGCUUUAAAGAUGAACAGAUUCAGUGCUGCAUACUCUUUGUUACUUGCAGUUCUAACCCAUCAUCUCUUUCUCUCUGAAUCUUCUUUAAUUAAAUCUGUUUCAUAUUUUUGGAUCGGUGCUGGUGAAGCUGUACUAAAUCUUGCUAGAAGCUUAGUGUCUAAUUCUGGUUCAGAUUUUCCAAGCUGUAAAUGCUCAAGGUGUGGUUUGAUUGAUAUGUUUGAAGCUAAUAUUGAUCAUGGUCAUUGUCCUAACAAGGUUUUGGACAUAUCUAUGGAUUUCCUAAACUGCAUCAGUGAUAUAACCAGGAAGGUCUGGAAGUUUUUGGUUCAUGGAAAUGGUUAUUUGGAAGAAGUUAAAGAUCCUGUUGAGUUUAGAUGGUGGGAGACCAUAAAGUUUGUAGGUAAUAAUGGAUUUAAUCUGGAGGGAAUUAUGGAGGGCCAAGAAAGAGAUGAGCUUUUCGGGCUAAGUGGUCAUUGUUUGUUAUAUGGAGGGAUUUUGUCGAACAUUAGUGGUGGGCAUGAUUCACAUUUGAGUCGUUAUGUUCGACGACUUGUGUACGAUGGAGAUGGAAAAUGAGGGAAGACACUAUCGUGGCUGAAUGAUUGCGUAUAUUUAAGCUAGCGUUUGGUACGUACGUUGGACUAGACAAGAUGACUGGACUAGACAUGAGAAGUGUUUGUCUGGUGUUUGGUAUGACUACAACCGGACAAGGAAGGGCCCCGACAAGUUGAAUGUGUAUGUACUUAAGAAGUAUGAAUAAGCUGUACCGAAUGAUUGAUGAUGGAAAAAGAAUUAUAAGUAGAAAAACGAUAUAUUCAAGUUAAGAAACAUAAGAGAA
Cynara cardunculus var. scolymus (artichoke) is the source of this 2196-nucleotide messenger RNA. Its product is annotated as protein SET DOMAIN GROUP 41. Bases 138 to 1934 code for a protein of 598 amino acids. The record is from RefSeq and is a predicted model, not a curated record. Lineage: Eukaryota; Viridiplantae; Streptophyta; Magnoliopsida; Asterales; Asteraceae. The transcript has 4 exons. Gene Ontology annotation, molecular function: protein binding.